Molecule: messenger RNA, 810 nt
Organism: Botrytis byssoidea
Lineage: Eukaryota; Fungi; Ascomycota; Leotiomycetes; Helotiales; Sclerotiniaceae
Exons: 2
Coding region: 1-810 (269 amino acids)
Source: RefSeq, a predicted model, not a curated record
AUGACCAAAUUCAAUUGGAACCCUGAAGCCGAUGCCUUACUUACCUGGGUUGCUGGUGGCGUAUGGUGUCAUGAAAAACGAGCAAGGAAAGGGAAGCAUAUGAUUGAUCAUGUAUAUCUGUUUGAACGGGUUGCAGAUUUUUUAGACGCUCUGAAUGAGUUCCAACCCUUUGAGAAGAGUAGGAAAAUACUCAACGCGCAAACAGUCGAUCGGCGUGCCAAAAAGUUACAAUGGGAGAAGCCCCAGUGGGUCAAAAGGCCUUCCUGCCUUUCAGAGGAUAUCUUGAAAGGUCAAUUCGGCGAGGUAGGCCUCAAGGAUUUGCAUAAAUCUACCUUGAAUCUUCGUUGUGUUCUUGGGAACAAUACUCCUGAAUGCUCAAAACAAGGAAUUUCUUCGGCAAGAAGAAAAAGCUGCGCGGAGGCCGGAAAUGGCCCAGAUCAAAGGAUUUCGGGAGGAGGAAGAAGAAACAGCUGUCCAGAGGCAGGUAAAGGCUCAGACAAAAAGACUUCGGGAAGAAGAAGAAGAAGAAGCUUGGACGGAAAGAUUUCGGGGAGAGGAAAAAAAAGGCGAGAGCAACAACCGAGAAGGGGAGUCGAGAGGCUAGGUUACACGAAAGAUACAGAGUACUCUGGAGGUUUGUCUUGGACGGAUUCUAAUGCUUCCAGUUCUCAUUACCCAGAACCCGGAUUCAAUUCACACGGUGGAGCUUUUAGAAAUGGAGCAAAAGAUGUAUAUUUUAAUCCUCCUCUCUUCCCUUCCAUUGACAACAACUUCGACGGCUCAAAGACAGGUUCAAGGAAUGAACGCUAG